UUGUUUUCCAGGCACCCCCUGGCCACCUUUUUCCACCUGUUUUUCCGAGGGAGUGCUAUUGUUACCUACUUGUUCUGUGACUGGUUCAGCAACAGCUUUGUUGCCUGUUUUGUCACUAUUCUCCUUCUUCUAUCCUUUGACUUUUGGUCAGUGAAGAAUGUGACCGGAAGACUCUUGGUUGGGUUACGUUGGCGGAACCAAAUUGAUGAAGAUGGGAAAAGCCACUGGGUAUUUGAAGCAAAAGAGGUAUCUACAGUAGCUGCCUCUAGUGAAGUUGAAGCUCAGAUCUUUUGGCUUGGUCUCAUUAUAUGCCCAGUUAUUUGGACAGUGUUUUUCUUCAGCACCUUGUUUUCCUUGAAGCUGAAAUGGCUGGCUCUCGUUAUAGCUGGAAUCUCACUUCAGACUGCUAAUUUAUAUGGAUACAUCCACUGUAAAUUAGGGGGACAAAAAAGCAUCAGCAGAACAACUUCUUUUGUUUCAGCACAUGGCUCCACGAGUAAGUACUAAACUGGCUUGUCCCUUACAGCCCAUAAAAUACCAUACCGCCCUG
This is a messenger RNA of Tinamus guttatus (white-throated tinamou), 550 nucleotides long. The record is from RefSeq and is a predicted model, not a curated record. Lineage: Eukaryota; Metazoa; Chordata; Aves; Tinamiformes; Tinamidae.